Colletotrichum lupini is the source of this 1455-nucleotide messenger RNA. RefSeq lists its product as uncharacterized. The record is from RefSeq and is a predicted model, not a curated record. NCBI's taxonomy places the organism in Eukaryota, Fungi, Ascomycota, Sordariomycetes, Glomerellales, Glomerellaceae. The transcript is spliced from 3 exons. The coding region runs from base 1 to 1455 and encodes 484 amino acids. Gene Ontology annotation, molecular function: carbohydrate:proton symporter activity. Gene Ontology annotation, cellular component: membrane. Gene Ontology annotation, biological process: carbohydrate transport; transmembrane transport.
AUGGGUCGCCUCACGACGGUGUUGUCCGCCGUUUUCCUGGCCAUCGGAGGUUUCCUCUUUGGCUAUGACUCCGGUAUCAUCACCUCGACGAUCGCGCUAGAUUCGUUUGAAAAGUAUUUCCGCCACCCAUCAGAUACCGUCGCCGGCGGCAUCGUGUCAGCUUUUCAAGGCGGUGCCAUCUUCGGCACCAUCAUCAACAUGCUCUUCGCCAACAAGAUCGGUCGGCGUAACACCAUCUUUGUCGGAUCCGUGAUUUCGUGCCUCGGCUCGGCUCUGCAGGCCGGCGCCGUCAACAUGGUCAUGCUGAUUAUUGGCCGCUUCAUCGGUGGUGCUGCCGUCGGCAUGAUCACUUCGACAAUUCCUAUGUACGCCUCUGAGCUGUCGGAAGCCAAGUACCGUGGUAUCUUGUCCGGUUUGCUGCAGUGGAUGUUGAGUUGGGGAUUCUUGAUCGCCCAGUGGCUUGGAUAUGGAUGCUCCUUUGUCAAGAGCGACUUUUCUUGGCGUUUCCCUCUCGCCUUCCAGGCUGUCCCCGGUGUCAUCCUCGUCACCGGCAUCUACUUCCUCCAAGAAUCCCCUCGUUGGCUAAUGGAGCGAGACCGACACGAAGAUGCCCGCCGAUCACUCGGUAAACUCCGAAGUGGCCUGGACGAGGAAACCAUCGAUCUCGAGUUCCGCGAGAUUCGCGACGUCAUCUUGGCUGACCGCGCCCUCGGCAACAUUUCAUGGAAGUCCAUCAUCACAAAGCCUUCGUGGCGCAAGCGUCUUUUGUUGGGCUGUGGUGUACAGGCCUUUGGACCUCUCUCAGGUAUCAAUGUGAUCAACUACUAUGGACCUCGCAUCUACAAGAUUCUUGGCAUCGAUACCCAAACCUCUCUAAUGAUUAUCGGCAUCAGUGGUGCUCUUUCGAUCGUCUACUGCAGCAUUGGCCUGUGGCUCCUCGACCGCGUCGGCAGAGUGAAGCCCCUGAUCGUCUCUGCAGCCGGUCUCGCCGCCGCCCUCCUCGUCAACGCAGUGCAGGCCCAAUAUCUCAACGAGAAUAACGCCAAUCAGUUGCGCAGUAUGGUAGCCAUGAACUUCGUCUUCAGCAUGUUCUACACCCCGCUGGGCAUUAUCAGUUGGGUGUACCCUGCCGAAAUCUUCCCUGUCGAAGUCAGAGCGCUCGGAAACGCUAUCACCACCUUCACCAACUGGACCGUCAAUCUUAUCUUUGCCCAGAUCUCCCCGGAGGCCCUGACUAAUAUUGGCUUCCGCUACUUCUACGUCUUCUUCGUUUUCAAUCUCAUCGCCAUGAUUUGCUACAUCUUCUUCUUCCCGGAGACCAAGGGCAGAACGCUUGAGCAGAUGGAUGAGCUCUUUGGGGAUCAGCUGGUGCCUCAUGCUAUGCAGGAUUCUGUUGGAGCUGCUGCUGCUGUCGCCAAGGACGAGAAGCUUGUAGAGCAGCUUGAUCACGUCUAA